CGCCGCCACCGCUCCUCCUCCUAGAUGAUCUCCCUCAAGCCCUUUUCGGGCGCGACGACGCGCGCGCUGCGGAGCCGGAGCUUCCACGCGGGCGCGGGCGCCUUCAGCCCGCUGUCGGCGGCGCGCGCCUCGGCGAUCUCGCGCCCUGCGCCGCCCGUGCGCUGGGACUCAAACGACGCUGCGCGGCCGCCCUCUGCGACCUCGGACUUCAACGAGCUGCGCGAGCGCUCGCUGCUGCGGCACGUGAUCAGCUCGUCGACGGAGGGCGAUCCGGCCUCGGUGCUCGACGCGAUGGACGUCUUCUGGGACACGUACUUCAACGGCGCUGGCACGGCCGAGUGGAAGCUGCGCAGCCAGGCCAUCGACCGCGCCGUCGAGGAGGUGCAUGCGAAGCGCGGGCCGGAGGCGUACGUGAUGGAGCUGGGCACGUACUGCGGCUACACCGCCGUCCGGAUGGGCCGCCUCCUCCCGCCCGGCGCCAAGCUCGUCUCGGUCGAGAUCGAGCCGCUGUUUGCCGCGAUUGCGUCGACCGUGGUCGAGCACGCGGGGCUGCGGGACCGCGUGGAGGUGCGGAUCGGGUCAGUGGCCGAUCGGCUCCCGUCGAUCCAGGCUAAGCACGGCGCUCGGCCUCUCGACGCAGUGCUGCUCGACCACUCCAUCAAGGACUUCUUGCCCGACCUGCGGCUGCUCGAGUCCAACGGCAUGAUCAACAGUGACACGGCCGUGUUGUGCGACUGGAACCUGUACCCCGGCACGCAGGACGGCCGGGACGAGGCGCCGCAGGCGGGCACUGAGUUCAUGGACUAUCUCAAGAAGAUUGUCUCGGACCAGGACAUCACCACCACGAAGCACUCUGUCGGCGACAAGGACGUCUUCACCGUCUCGACUUGGUCGGGGGUCGUCUAGGCGCCCGGAGAGCACACUCUCUUGCCCCCGCGUCUACCCUCUCGACAGCACAGGCCUCUCGGAGCGUCAACCAGCCGCCCACACCCUCGCGGCCGCCCUCCCCACACCGCGUACGUUCGGGUUCGCUCGCAGCUAGAGCGGGCAGCGGCCAAAGCGCCAAGCGUGGCGCCACCGCAAUACGCACGCGCGCGGCGGCCGCUAUGACGUUGACAAUACUUAGUUCGUUGAGAAUACUUAGUUCUUCGGUUUUGCAGCGUUGACGAAAAA
Messenger RNA from Emiliania huxleyi CCMP1516, 1173 nucleotides. Its product is annotated as catechol-O-methyltransferase. The transcript is spliced from 6 exons. The coding region runs from base 25 to 906 and encodes 293 amino acids. Lineage: Eukaryota; Haptophyta; Isochrysidales; Noelaerhabdaceae. The record is from RefSeq and is a predicted model, not a curated record. Gene Ontology annotation, molecular function: O-methyltransferase activity.